This is a messenger RNA of Tremella mesenterica DSM 1558, 354 nucleotides long. RefSeq lists its product as uncharacterized. NCBI's taxonomy places the organism in Eukaryota, Fungi, Basidiomycota, Tremellomycetes, Tremellales, Tremellaceae. The record is from RefSeq and is a predicted model, not a curated record. The transcript has a single exon. The coding region runs from base 1 to 354 and encodes 117 amino acids.
AUGAGUUCCACCAAUCGAGGCGAUUACACUAUGUUGAGUUCCGGUCGUGAUGAAACUACCAACGUUCCGACCGAGACCGAGUCCACCACGACUCGGACUGAAAAUCCAAGUCAAGCGACGCAGAGUCAGACCAAUGAUAUGGGCUAUCAACCCAGUCGUGCAAUGAACACGAUGGAAUACGCAGAACCUAGUCGUGAGACGAACACUACUACUACUGUUAUCACGGUCGUGACAAUGGGUACGGUCACUUGUUCACCCAUGGUCGUACGGAAUCCAGAGACGGGGGAAGCGAGGUAUCCUUACGGCGCGAUUUUCUGCGGACCUGGGGGAUGUGGGACUAGGGGAUGCGAGUGA